UCGGCUGUCAACGACCCCGCUAUAUACCGUGCACUAGUUUGCAGACUUCGCAGUUCGGCCGUUCCCUGGUUGCCUCUACGACGCCAGAUAUCGUCCAAGGGAACCACGCACCAAGAAGUCGAGCUGGACGCCGAGCUUCCUUUGCUGAAGGGAGGCAACAUGAACCCCGCAUUAUACAGCGCUAAUAACUCAUUUCAAAUUGCUGCGGGACGCCAGAUCAUAGAAUGGCUUAACCCGGCCUUUCAAGAAGACGGGGGCAACCAGCAGUACCUAGACGUUGGUUGCGGUGACGGAGCUGCCACCCGUAACGUCAUCCUGGAAAACAGCAUGCCUUGCAGACGUCUUGUGGGAACCGACAUAUCCAGCGAUAUGGUCGAGUAUGCACGGGAACACCAUGCUCAUCCCAAAUUGGUGUACGAUGUCCUGGACAUAUGCGACGAUAUGUCGAUGUUCAAAAAUCAGUAUGGACAAUUUAGGAGGGUUUAUUCCUUCUUUGCGAUGCACCGGCUGGAGGAUCAGGACAAGGGAUUCAAGAACAUUGCGGAUCUAAUGACACCGGAUGGGGAGUGCUUGCUAGCUUACGUGGGAAGCCAACCAGGUUUCGACGUUUUGAAAGAAAUGGGCAUGGUGCAACGAUGGCGUGCUUACGCAAAUUGCUUUCGAGGUUCUGUACCACUAAGCCACUCUGUAGCUAACCAACGUUGCUAUAUGGAGACACAAUUGGAAAGCGCAGGCCUCAAAGCGCAUACUUGCGAAGUGAUGCGGAUAACGUGGAAAAUGGCAUCCGAAAAAGCUCUGACAGACAUGUUCGAGCCCCUACUCCCGUUUCCCGACAACACUCCACCUGGCGAUAAACACGAACUUCUCAGGGAUUUCACGGCAAGAAUGUUAAAACACUGCAAGGUUGAGAUCACCGGCGGCGUUAUACUCCCUGUUAAACUGUUUGUAGUUCACGCUUCAAAACUUUUGUAAAUAUAUUAGGCGGUUGCAUCGCAGUA
Ornithodoros turicata is the source of this 998-nucleotide messenger RNA. RefSeq names its product juvenile hormone acid O-methyltransferase-like. The record is from RefSeq and is a predicted model, not a curated record. NCBI's taxonomy places the organism in Eukaryota, Metazoa, Arthropoda, Arachnida, Ixodida, Argasidae. Bases 160 to 972 code for a protein of 270 amino acids. The transcript has 4 exons.